Messenger RNA from Dovyalis caffra, 327 nucleotides. NCBI's taxonomy places the organism in Eukaryota, Viridiplantae, Streptophyta, Magnoliopsida, Malpighiales, Salicaceae. The record is from the annotation of a GenBank genome assembly.
AUGGCUUCCAAAACACAGAUGUCUCUUUUCUCUCUCGUUUUCCUGCUUGCAAUAUCUGGGGAAGUACUCGCAGGGCGCCAAAUCCUGAAGGACUCCAAGAAUGUGGAUGUGAAGCAGCCCGAUUUCCUGAAUUCCGAUGGCAGUUUUCUCAUUCCAGGCAUCGGAAGGGUGUUGAUUCCACCAACUGCCAGCAUUCCUUAUAUUCCGCCAGCUACCAGCAUUCCUUCUUAUGACCCACAUACGGGCAUUGGGAGCUCCAUUCCCGGCGGAGACGAUACAUUCCUUCCAAUUCCUGAAGGUGGAGUUCCCACAGUAAACCACCCUUGA